Messenger RNA from Epithele typhae, 1350 nucleotides. RefSeq lists its product as uncharacterized. Bases 1 to 1350 code for a protein of 449 amino acids. NCBI's taxonomy places the organism in Eukaryota, Fungi, Basidiomycota, Agaricomycetes, Polyporales, Epitheliaceae. The transcript has 8 exons. Gene Ontology annotation, cellular component: COP9 signalosome. Gene Ontology annotation, biological process: ubiquitin-dependent protein catabolic process. The record is from RefSeq and is a predicted model, not a curated record.
AUGAGCACCGUCGGAGCGUCCGCGCACGGCGCGCAAGCAUUCGUCUCGCUCGACGAUGUCGUGACCCGGAUCACGACCACUCCCCCGACCGCGCAGCUCGCCCAGUUCCUCCGCACCUUCGCGCAGAAGGAGACCCGGGACGCCGUGCUCGCGAGCACGCUCGGCAGCGGCCAAGACCCGCUCGCCGUCCUCGACCCCGUGCGGAACACGCUCGGCUACCUCUUUAUCCUGUCCGCCCGAUUGCAGGGCUCGACGCUGCCGUCGCCACCGCUCUCCGCCAUCGAGGACUUCUGCAGCACCUUCGAGCCCGAGCAGGCGCGAUUGGCCCCGGAUCGCGUGACUCUCCUCGCCAAGGGCAUCCUGCGCGUGGCAGAACAGUCGGCGAACCCCAAGUAUGCCAUUCGAUCACUAGCAAGCCUCGUCGCGCGGUACCCGCCGAGUCCCAGCUACCUCACAACGCUGCACCCAAUCUUUGUCCGGGUUUGCGUAGCCACGGGCCACUAUGCCUCCGCGCUGCCAGUGCUUUCGGUGCCGAUCACGAACGUCGACACCUCGGUCUCCGACCUCACCUACAACGACCACCUCGUCUACCACUACGCAGGCGGCGUUGCGCUCGGUGCGCUCAAGCGAUGGCGUGAAGCGGAAGAGUUCUUCGAGAUCUGCGUGAGCGCGCCGGCGCAGGUCCCCGCCGCCAUUCAGCUCGAGGCGUUCAAGAAGCUCGCGCUGGUGCAGCUGAUCCAGUAUGGCGAGACGGUUCCGCCACCAAAAUACACGCUGCCCGCACUGGUGCGGAUUUUCAAGAACACGUCGUACAACACGUUCAUCAAGAACUACCCCUCUACGACGGCGGUGCUCCGAACGUGGGUGACGAAGGAGGCGGACAUGCUCAACACGGACCAGAACACGGGCCUUGUGAACCAGGCGAUUGAGCGAGCCCCUGUAUGGCUGAUCAAGAAGCUCACUGCGACGUACCUCACGCUUGGGUUGAGUGACAUCAAGAAGCAAGCUGGCAUCGAAACCGUGGAGCAGUGUAGGGAGACGAUCUUGUCAAUGAUCGACGCGGGCGAGAUCAACGGCAGCAUCUCCGCGGACGACACUGUCACGUUCGCAGACCCUGUGCCCGAGUUCUCGAAGGACCAACUGGACCGAUUGCUCGUGUCCGCACAGCACAACAGCGCGCUGUUGGCCGAGACGGAGCGUGCGCUGAACACGAGCAAGGAGUACCUGACGAAGGCGACGAAGGCGAAGGACGACUCCGGCUGGGGCGCGGACGAGGACAUGUACGGGGCGAACUCGAUGAUGGGUGGAUCUGGGCAUGCGCCGUGGGCAGACGAAGUGUCGUUCGCGUGA